Molecule: messenger RNA, 1545 nt
Organism: Musa acuminata AAA Group (dessert banana)
Lineage: Eukaryota; Viridiplantae; Streptophyta; Magnoliopsida; Zingiberales; Musaceae
Product: 3-hydroxyisobutyryl-CoA hydrolase-like protein 3, mitochondrial
Exons: 10
Coding region: 162-1298 (378 amino acids)
Biological process (GO): L-valine catabolic process
Cellular component (GO): cytosol
Molecular function (GO): 3-hydroxyisobutyryl-CoA hydrolase activity
Source: RefSeq, a predicted model, not a curated record
CGUCGGCUGCUUUCCAAGUGGGAGCAAGUGCGAGCCACUCGCUUCCACUUCCAUCCGCAGGACUCCAUCUCUCCCCGUUACCUGCUCCGUCCUCAAGUCCGUUGCCCCAAGCCCUGAUCCCUUCCUCUCCGAUCGCUUCAAUCGUUCGGUUUCUCGUUGCCAUGGCCGGCACCGCGGAGGAUUUCGUGAAGGGCCGGGUCUUCCCUAACGGUGUCGCCGUCAUCACCCUCGACCGCCCCAAAGCCCUCAACGCCAUGAAUCUAGAGAUGGACUUGAGAUUUAAGGGUUUUCUAGAUGAGUGGGAAUCAGAUCCCAGUGUAAAAUGCAUCUUAGUAGAAAGCAGCUCACCUCGUGCCUUUUCAGCAGGAAUGGAUAUCAAGGGUCUUGUAGCAGAAAUUCAGAAGGACAAAACUACAUCACUUGUAACAAAGGUCUUUGCUGCAGAAUAUUCUCUUAUAUGUAAAAUUUCUGACUAUAGAAAGCCUUAUAUAUCCUUAAUGGAUGGUGUGACUAUGGGGUUUGGUAUUGGGUUAUCUGGCCACGGUCGAUAUCGCAUAAUCACUGAGAAAACUCUCCUUGCCAUGCCAGAAAAUGGAAUUGGUUUGUUUCCAGAUGUUGGAUUUGCUUAUAUCGCUGCUAGAACCCCAGGAGGAGGUGCAAUUGGUGCUUAUCUUGGACUGACUGGGAAAAGAAUAUCGUCUCCUGCUGAUGCGCUGUAUAUCGGUCUUGGAACACAUCAUGUCCCAUCUGGAAGCUUGGCUGCACUCAAGGAAGCUCUGCUAAAUGCCAACUUCUCCAGUGAGCCUGACAAAGACAUCCAGGCACUGUUAGCUGAAUACGAGAAACCUGUUUUAGAGGCUCAAAUGAAAACAUUCUUAUCUCAGAUUGUUUCAUCUUUUGGUGCACAUAGAUCAGUCGCUGAGACAAUAGAAGAGCUGAAAAGGCAUCAAAUGAGUACUGACUCUACAGUGGCAGAAUGGGCUAGUGAUGCUCUUUCCGGACUUGGUAAAGGUGCUCCUUUUUCUCUUUGCAUUACCCAGAAGCAUUUCUCCAAAGUUGCAUUGGCACAUGAAAACAAUGAACAUCAUUUAUCAAAACUAAGUGGAGUUAUGAAGGCUGAAUUUCGGAUCGCCUUGAGAUCCUCAGUUCGAGAUGAUUUUGCUGAAGGUGUCCGAGCAGUGUUAGUGGACAAGGACCAGAAUCCAAAGUGGAACCCAUCGAGAUUGGAGGAUGUCGACGUGGCUGAAGUGGAGUCAGUUUUCGAUCCUUUACCUGCUGAAAAUGAAUUAGAUGUAUAGCGACCUACAAGAUAUGAAGUCAUCAUAAGGCAAUCAUCCAACAAAACAUCAUUAAUAAAGAACACAUGAACUGAAUACUGCCUAGGUAUAUGCCUCUUUUGUCAUCUUAUUCAUCGCUAUGAUUGCAGCAGGCUACUAAGAACUGUUUUGCAGACAUUUAAGGUGGUCUGUUAUCGUUUACAAAUGUUGAAUUUGGAAUCUUUUGCCUAUGAGAAAGAUGGCCGACCAUAAACUAACUUUCAUGUCC